Solanum verrucosum is the source of this 1172-nucleotide messenger RNA. RefSeq names its product pectin acetylesterase 8-like. Lineage: Eukaryota; Viridiplantae; Streptophyta; Magnoliopsida; Solanales; Solanaceae. Gene Ontology annotation, cellular component: plant-type cell wall. Gene Ontology annotation, biological process: cell wall organization. The coding region runs from base 21 to 1172 and encodes 383 amino acids. Gene Ontology annotation, molecular function: pectin acetylesterase activity. The transcript is spliced from 12 exons. The record is from RefSeq and is a predicted model, not a curated record.
GAGAAAUUAAAAAUAGAAGAAUGGUGACCAAUUUUUUGUUCUUUUUUGUUUAUUUGCUGAAUUUUGUUACAACAGAAAGUUCCCUUGUUAAUCUCACUAUACUUCAAACUGCUGUUGCAAAAGGAGCUGUUUGUUUGGAUGGAAGUCCACCAGCAUAUCAUCUUGAUAGAGGAUCAGGUACAGGAGUGAAUAAUUGGGUAAUAUCAGUUGAGGGAGGUGGAUGGUGCCAAAAUGUUGCACAAUGUCUUCUGAGGAAGAAUAGCAAGUAUGGCUCUAGUGCAAAAAUGGAAAACCAAGUUUAUUUCUCUGGGAUGUUGAGUAAUGAACAGAAAUUUAAUCCAGAAAUUUACAAUUGGAAUAGAGUUUUUGUUAGAUAUUGUGAUGGAGGAUCCUUUACAGGAGAUGUUGAAGCAGUUGAUCCUGGUACUGGACUUCAUUAUAGAGGGGCAAGGAUAUUCAAAGCUAUUAUGGAGGAAUUAUUGGCCCAAGGAAUGAAUAAAUCUGAAAAUGCUAUACUCUCUGGAUGUUCAGCAGGAGGAUUGACAACAAUUUUGCAUUGUGACAAUUUCAGAAUUUUAUUACCAAAUAGUGUUAAAGUUAAAUGUUUUUCAGACGCUGGCUAUUUUGUUAACAUAGAGGAUAUUUCAGGGAAACCAUUUAUUCAACAAUUCUUCAAUGAUGUUGUCACUUUACAUGGCUCGGACAAGAAUUUGCCUCCAUCAUGUACUUCAAAGUUGGAACCAGGUUUGUGCUUUUUCCCUCAAAAUGUGGCUCAACAAAUUCAAAAACCACUUUUCAUUAUAAAUUCAGCAUAUGAUGGUUGGCAGGUAAGGAACAUUUUGGUGCCACGUGGUACCGAUCCUAAGGGUGCAUGGAAUAGCUGUGGAGCUAAUAUAAAAACUUGUACACCAGAUCAACUCAAAGUUCUUCAAGGUUUCAGAUUGAACUUUUUAAAGGCAUUGGAAGGUCUAGGGCCAUCUUCAACAAGAGGAUAUUACAUCAACUCUUGCUUUGCACAUUGCCAAACUCAAAAACAAGCUAGUUGGUUUGGUCCCAAUUCACCUAGAUUAUUCAACAAGACAAUAGCUGAAGCAGUAGGAGAUUGGGUUUUGGAGAGAAAUCAGUUUCGACAGAUUGAUUGCCCUUAUCCUUGUGACAAAACAUGUGGUUAA